Molecule: messenger RNA, 3015 nt
Organism: Liolophura sinensis
Lineage: Eukaryota; Metazoa; Mollusca; Polyplacophora; Chitonida; Chitonidae
Product: dual specificity protein phosphatase 6-like
Exons: 3
Coding region: 373-1473 (366 amino acids)
Biological process (GO): negative regulation of MAPK cascade; peptidyl-tyrosine dephosphorylation
Cellular component (GO): cytosol; cytoplasm
Molecular function (GO): MAP kinase tyrosine phosphatase activity; protein tyrosine/threonine phosphatase activity; MAP kinase tyrosine/serine/threonine phosphatase activity
Source: RefSeq, a predicted model, not a curated record
UGCCAUAAUAUUAGGAAUUUACAGAUACAAACUGCUCGCGGUCUUCAAGGAUAACUGUGCUGUGUUAAGAAACUAGAACUAUUCCACGAUACCAGUGAUCCUUGUGUAUACUCGAAGACAGUACAGAAUGGCGAGAUAAAUGUGCAGUUGAAACUCUGGGGAGGUUUAAUCCAGGCCUUGCGCCGCCUGUCCUCUCGCCCUCUGUUCACUAUACCGUUAACUGUUAAAGCCAUUGAGAGAGAAAUAGAGAAGGCGAGCGAUAAGACAGAGCUGUUCGUCGUUGAUCCACAAGUGGCUGGGAGACGGUCUGCCAGGUUUAGCUGUUAGAAACGGUGUUUGUUCCCUUGAGUCUCGUAUACCCAUCUCCGUCCGAUGCCUUGCCUAGGGAGCAUUUUAUCAACCAUGAGUGAGAUGUAUCGACCAGAAACUUUACAUGGGGACCUUUGUGCUAAGGAGCGCCUUCUUCUUUUGGACUGUCGUUCUUGUGGGGACUAUUCAAAGUCCCACAUUGUCGGGGCUGUGAACGUCACAUUGCCUAGCCUUAUGCUUAAGAGGCUAAAGAAAGGUACCCUGAAUAUAUCAUGUGUUAUUCAAAACAAUGAGGCGAAGGAGAAGUUCAACAAGAACCACAAAACACAUUUGUUAGUUUUAUACGACGAGUGCAGCACAGACCUUAACGCUAACCCUAGCGGUGUGCUUAGCUUGCUCGUCAAGAAGCUGAAAGACGACGGAUGUAGGGUUAAAUUUCUCUUGGGUGGAUUCUCGACGUUUGAAGAGAGGUUCCCUGAGUGUUGCGCCAAGCAAGACGAACCAGACUCAGAAAUCCUUGGAUUGUGUAAUUUGAAAAUAGCAGAUGAGAGCUCUGAAUAUUCAGAGGGAAGGCCUAGUGGAAGUUCAACCCCACCACACCUCUCUCCAUUCCCAGUGGAAGUUUUGCCAAAUCUUUAUCUAGGAAAUGCCAGAAACUCAGCUGACAGUUCUCAACUUAAAAAAUAUGGCAUCAGAUACAUUCUCAACGUCACCCCAAAUGUGCCAAAUUUGUUUGAAAAGGACAGGUCGUUUAAAUACAUGCAGAUUCCUAUAAGUGAUCAUUGGUCUCAAAAUCUGAGCAUCUUUUUCCCAAAGGCUAUAGCAUUUAUCGAUGAGGCGCGCAUGAACAACUGUGGUGUGCUAGUGCAUUGCCUGGCAGGAAUCAGUCGCUCCGUAACCGUGACAGUGGCCUACCUCAUGCAAAGGGAACACAUGAGCCUCAACGAGGCUUACGACUUUGUUAAACGCUGCAAGCCAAAUAUUUCACCAAAUUUUAACUUUAUGGGUCAGCUCUUGGACUUUGAGAGAGCACUGGGUCAAACGGAGGAGAAAUGUACUUGUCAGGAUAACAUUGUGUGCACUUGUGGCGUAAACAAAGAUGUGCUUCUGAGUGACAGCAAGGAGAACUCUCCGAAUUACACAAUGGAGGUGAGGCCAGCGUGAUCAGGGUGCCGACUUCCACACGGAGUGGAGGUAAUCACUUGAGGCAGGGGCAUACUCCCUAUCCUCUUCACCAAAAGAGAGCUCUGGGCUCAAGGAGCCGCGAAGAGCCAGCUAGCUACACGAACGUGUUUCUACAUAAGAAACGUAAGAAGGAUCAAGAACAUAUCAGGCGGCUUGAAUUGGUCGGCCCCACGGGGCAUGGUGAAGCAGAAGCCGCAGACGGUGGGCUUAGGCUUUGACAUUUGGACCGCGGCGAUCAAGUGCUAGAUUUCCGUCGUCGCCAUGGGAACGUGGACCACGUGGUUUUAGGGGUCAGCUUAACGUGUGAGAGAUGUGUGCGUAUGAGGAGUCAGUGGCUAUACUGUUGUGCUAAGAGUAUGGUGGCCUGGAUACGAACCAAGUGGAUGUGAACUUUAUUCAGGGAGAGCGGGUGUUGCUUUACUGCCUGACACAGUUUUAGAAGACGUUCUGACUGCGGUUUCACGUACCAAAUUUUUUUGGUCGCACUGUUUAGAGACAUUAUACCAGACAUAUGCCAGGGUGCUAAAAUCUGACGAGAAUGGGCAGUGUUUGUAUGGACUAUAUACAGUAAUAACCAGGCUGAGAACACGACUGUUUAUUAACAUUGUUCACAAGAGAAAGGGCAUAAAUAGUGCUCUUUUUAAAUGACUAAACGCAUAACUAAAGAGAUAAUCUUUACCCUUUUUUCAUAUAUAGACUCAAAUUUGUGGAGUCAUUUCUUUCUAGAAAUUAGCCUUCUAUUAAAUUUGUCUCGAAGAAAUGAAGGCAUCUCCUGUAACUGAAAAUUAUGAAAAUUUUGUCUAUAUAAUUUAAUAUCAAAGCCCUGAUAUUCAGCUACAAAAUAGCGAAAAGUAUGUUAUACUAUAAUAACGUAUACAUAAUAAUUGAAAAAAAAAUGAGCAUUUAUCAUACAGAAUAUGCCAAAGGUGGACAUUGUCAAAAGUGAACAGAUUUGAUUGAAUCUGUAUCACAUACAAGAAGUAAUUGAGGGAUAAAUGUUGUUUGGAAUCUUUUUCCUUGAUAAGCAAAUUUUACAAAGAAUUUUGACAGAGCUUAUGUCGGGAACUUUAAGCUGACUGAAAGUCACAAGAGAGAUUUGAUAAAAGGGUUUAUGGUUGGAGUGAAGAGAAUCAGCGUCUGUUCUGACAGAAACAAAAUAGAUUGUUACAGGAUGGUUGAAAUUGUUAAUGAUGAUUGGUGGUACGAAGUGUGCAUGAAGUGAGUAGAGUAACUGCGCAUGCGUGGAAAGAAAGUGUUUUGACUGUUAAGUAUCAAGUGAUGUCCUACUCUAGUAUUCGCCUUGAACAAGUAAUCUUCAUUCAUAUUGUUAAGCCUUUUCAAUAGCCUGUUUGUUACUUUGGGUACCGUUGUGUUAUAUGUGGUGCCUCGGCUCCAUAAUCCAUCAUAAAAAUUUACCUCUUGUUGCCUUUGUAAAUGUUUGUAUAAAUUAUAUCGACAUUAUAGAUUUUAUUUUGUAUGUAAAUAAAACCAGAAGAGAAGAAUAUUUUAUAAGAAAUUUAA